Messenger RNA from Thecamonas trahens ATCC 50062, 1596 nucleotides. Its product is annotated as protein disulfide-isomerase A4. NCBI's taxonomy places the organism in Eukaryota, Apusomonadida, Apusomonadidae. Gene Ontology annotation, cellular component: endoplasmic reticulum. The record is from RefSeq and is a predicted model, not a curated record. The coding region runs from base 1 to 1596 and encodes 531 amino acids. Gene Ontology annotation, molecular function: protein disulfide isomerase activity. Gene Ontology annotation, biological process: protein folding; response to endoplasmic reticulum stress. The transcript has a single exon.
AUGCCCCCCUCCCUCACCCUCCUCACCCUCGCCCUCGCCCUGCUCGCAGCAGCUGUGGGGACGGCAGCAAAGGAGAGCAACGUGGUAACCAUCACGUCGGAAGAGCAGCUCGAGUCGCUGACCAGCUCGACAGCCGACGGCGUCAUCGUGCUCGAGUUCUACGCGCCGUGGUGCGGACACUGCAAGCAGCUGGCGCCGAUCUACGAGGAAAUGGCCGAUGAGUUUGCCGAUGCGAGUGAGCUAGAGCCAUCGGCGAGCAUUGUGCUGACAAAAAUUGAUGCUACUCAACUGCCGGGACUUGCCUCGGAGUACAACGUCAAGGGCUACCCGACCAUCAUCAUCCUCCGUGUCCGGGAGGAGUCCUCGGCCCCGACUCGAUCGGUGUACAAGGGCGAUCGCGGCGCCGUCGAGCUCAUGACUGCCUUUGUCGCCGCCUCCAUGGACCGCCACAUCUCCCUCCUCGACUCGCCUGCAGACAUCGCAGCCUGGCGCCGCGAUCACACAGACUCGGGCGGCGCCAUCUACGUCGCCGCGCCCUCGAGCUCGGCCGCCAUCGACACCUUCUACGCCCUCGCCGACGGCCUUGCCCGCCGGCUUGACUCGGCCUUUGUCGUCGACCCCUCGGUGGCGCAAGACGUCGUCACUGUCAUGCCGCCGCACCCGUCGGGCUUCCCGCUGCCGCCCGGCGACGGUGAUGCCUUUGUCGUCGACUCGCGCCUCUCGCCCGACGUCAUGAUCCCACAGAUCCUUGCUGCCGCCCUCCCGCCGGUCGUCGUCCUCGCCGGCGAGAACUACGACCUGCUCUACGACCCCAUGCUCGCCAACCACGACACCGUCGUCCUCCUUGUCAUCUCACCAGAAGCUACCGCGACACCCGAGGCUGCCACAGACCUCCUCGUCGCCUUCUCGGCCUUCGCCGACCAGUUCCGCGCCCGCCACCCGUGGCAGUUUGCCCUCGUCCCACACAACGACGAGACAAGCUCCGUCCGCUCCAGAUACGCCCUCGACUUUCCGUCCGACACGGCCGGCCCGCUCGACGCCUUCCUCAUCGUCGAGACGCCAUUCACCGAGCCCAAGGGCAAGUAUCUCAUGCCCGAGCGCAUUCACUCGGCCGAUCUCUCGGACGCCUCCUCGUUCCUCCGGGACAUCGUCAACGGCGCCGCCGUCCCUUUCAUCAAGUCUGAGCCAGCCCCGCGCAGGGCCACCAAGCGCGGACUCACCACCGUCGUUGGCUCCACCUUUGAAAAGCUCGUCCUGAAGUCGACCCGCGACGUCCUCGUCGUCUUUACCAUCCCGGGCUGCAAGUACUGCGCCCAGUUUGAUGACAUCCUGAAGUCGUUUGCCUACGACGCCCGCCGCGUCAAGUCGCUCAUCGUCGCCAAGUUCAACGCCGGUGCCAACGACUUUCCCACCCACCUCUUCCGUAUCUCGGGCUACCCGUCCAUUUUCUUUGUCCCUGCCGGCUCCUCGGUCCCUCACAAGUUUGACGGCCCGCGCAACCGGCCCAUGCUCAUCGACUUUGUGGCCACCCACGCCCGCAACCCGUCGACGGCCAAGAAGAUAGCCAAGCUGGCCGAAGGCCACGACGAGCUGUAG